Messenger RNA from Mauremys reevesii (Reeves's turtle), 1151 nucleotides. It is a transcript of the gene GDF5, whose product is annotated as growth differentiation factor 5. Bases 1 to 1113 code for a protein of 370 amino acids. NCBI's taxonomy places the organism in Eukaryota, Metazoa, Chordata, Testudines, Geoemydidae. Gene Ontology annotation, biological process: SMAD protein signal transduction; BMP signaling pathway. The transcript has 4 exons. The record is from RefSeq and is a predicted model, not a curated record. Gene Ontology annotation, molecular function: growth factor activity; cytokine activity. Gene Ontology annotation, cellular component: extracellular region.
AUGGGGGUGCAGGGUGUUUACCCCAAGAUACAGGGUGUCACAGCUACCUACGCCAACAGAAGGGCUUCUUCCAUCGAGAUAGCACUGUCUACACUGGAGGUUAGGGGACACUGCUGCUUAAUUCUGGACAGAAUCAGAACUGAUAGGACUCUCUCGGAUGCAGAAAGAAAAGGCAUUAAUGGAAGUGUAAAACUGGAGACUGGACUUGCCAAUACAAUAACAAGCUUUAUAGAUAAAGGACAAGAUGACCGAGCUCCAGCCAUAAGAAAACAAAAAUAUGUUUUUGACAUCAGUGCAUUAGAAAAAGAUGGUUUGUUGGGGGCAGAGCUGCGGAUAUUAAGGAAAAAGCCCUCUGAGACCUGGAAGCCUCAUUCUCCUGGGAAAACUUCCCAAGUGAAAUUGUUCAGUUGCCCCACAAACAGACAAGCAGCAACUCUCCUGGACUCUCGCACUGUCAGCAUUGCAGAUACACCAAAAUGGGAAGUAUUUGACAUUUGGAAACUUUUUAGGAAUUUUAAAAACUCAGCUAACUUGUGUUUCGAACUCGAAGCUUUCGAUAGGGGGAGAGCUAUUGAUCUAAGGAGUAUGGGAUUGAACAGAACAGGGAGGCAGGUCAAUGAAAAGGCUCUCUUCUUGGUAUUUGGGAGGACAAAAAAAAGGGACCUGUUUUUCAAUGAAAUCAAGGCGAGAUCAGGCCAAGAUGACAAAACUGUUUAUGAAUACUUAUUCAAUCAGCGGAGGAAGAGAAGAGCUCCUUUAGCAACGAGGCAGGGGAAGAGGCCCAACAAGAACCUGAAGGCAAGGUGUAGUAAAAAAGCUCUCCAUGUGAAUUUUAAGGACAUGGGCUGGGAUGACUGGAUAAUAGCCCCUCUGGAAUAUGAAGCUUAUCACUGUGAAGGGCUUUGUGAAUUUCCUCUUCGAUCUCAUUUAGAACCCACCAAUCAUGCAGUUAUCCAAACGUUAAUGAACUCAAUGGACCCAGAAUCGACUCCUCCAACUUGCUGUGUUCCAACUAGACUGAGUCCUAUUAGCAUUCUCUUUAUAGACUCGGCAAAUAAUGUGGUCUACAAACAAUAUGAAGACAUGGUAGUGGAGUCGUGUGGUUGUAGGUAGCAGCACAAUCCCUCACAUUAAUACAUUAACAAAGAUAA